AUGGCGGCCAAGCACUACUCUAUCGCAGUUUUGGGCUUGGGCUGUAUCGGGUCGGCAGCGUGUCGUCAUCUCUCAAUGUCUUCGCCGGAUCCGAGCACCAUAAUCGGUAUUGGCGAGGCCGAGAGCACUCCAGGUACUGGCUCCAAUUGUAGUUUUCCCACGGUUUUCUCGUCUCACUACGACCAGGGACGCAUCACUCGAGUUGUGGAUCCUGAUGCCGUCUGGUCUCACCUCGCGGCCAAAUCCAUUUCCAACUAUCCAGAAGUAGAGACCAAGAGCGGCAUUUCUUUUCACGGACGCGUCGGGUUUCUCAGAGUCUCUCCAUUUUACGGUGGUGCCGGGGAUAGCCUCGCAAGAUCACUUGAGGUUGGGCUCCAAAACGGUGCCGAGGCAGAGGUGGCGGACGAUGCAAGCUCUCGGUUUCCUUACUUUGGAUUUGGAGACGAGGAUGUUGCGGUGGUCGAGAACGGUGGUGCUGGCUACGUGAACCCGAGAGAGAUGGUGAGAGCUCAGCUCGCCAUCGCCAGAGAAAAUGGGAUCCGGCUCGUCCAGGAAACCGUGACGAGCAUCGAGCGACUUGGAGAGGGUGGUGGUGUGAAGAUCUCAACCAGACGAGGGACGAGUUUUCUAGCUGCCAGAGUCUUGAUUUGCACUGGAGCCUACACAAACUUUCUUCUGCCGAAAAGCUUGCAGCUCGUGGUGAAGAUCAGAGCCGUGUCAGUGGUGCUAGCGGAGAUCGAUGGCGAUGAAGUGAAGAGGCUGGAUGGAAUGCCGUGCUUCAUAUGGCGGCUCAAGUCCAACCCGGUGCUUCAUUCCGUGUAUGGAUGUCCUCCGAUCCAGUAUCCAGACGGGAGAACAUACCUCAAGAUUGGAGGCACUACUUGGCAGCCCAAGAUCGUCUCCACGGAGGAAGAGUUUCUCGAGUGGUUUCACGGCGCAGGCUGCAAAGUCGAGACGGAUGCUCUGCUCGAGGUGCUGCUGCGGGAGCUUGUUCCGGGGCUGAGAGUGAAGAGCGUGAAGACGAAGCCGUGCGUCGUCUCCUACGCGGCCCGCAACUAUCCUUACAUGGACAAGCUCUCGGACGAGGUGUUCCUCGCGGCUUUCGGCUGUGGAGCCUCGGCAAAGUCCUCUGACGAGAUUGGAAAGAUGGCGAGCUCGCUGGUGUGCAACGGCGAGUGGUCCUACGAUCAGCUCGACUCGUCGCUCUUCCGAGCAGUGUUUGCGGUCGAUGGCGAUCAUGACCAUUCUAACUAUAUUUUACGCGAAAAAAAUCGCGAGAUGGAUGCGUCGGUGGAGAUUUACCAUGCACGAAUGUGGUCAUCGCCGGGCCCCUUUAAAAAAAUCACCACUCCGUUUGGUGGCCUUCACGAGCUCGAGAGAGACAUUGCAAAGCUUUUAUCGGCGAAGUCGUGCAACAGAGAUGGUGGUAUAUGCGCAUACAUCUCGUGGAGAUAUGCUUGCUGGGAACUGGCAGGUGUCGGUUUCUCUGUGGACCGCCGACGCUCUGGGAACCGGCUAUAG
Messenger RNA from Selaginella moellendorffii, 1521 nucleotides. RefSeq names its product peroxisomal sarcosine oxidase. The transcript has 2 exons. The record is from RefSeq and is a predicted model, not a curated record. Bases 1 to 1521 code for a protein of 506 amino acids. Gene Ontology annotation, molecular function: flavin adenine dinucleotide binding; sarcosine oxidase activity. NCBI's taxonomy places the organism in Eukaryota, Viridiplantae, Streptophyta, Lycopodiopsida, Selaginellales, Selaginellaceae.